This is a messenger RNA of Habropoda laboriosa, 824 nucleotides long. RefSeq names its product ADP-ribosylation factor-like protein 1 (gene Arl1). The coding region runs from base 145 to 687 and encodes 180 amino acids. NCBI's taxonomy places the organism in Eukaryota, Metazoa, Arthropoda, Insecta, Hymenoptera, Apidae. Gene Ontology annotation, biological process: intracellular protein transport; vesicle-mediated transport. Gene Ontology annotation, molecular function: GTP binding; GTPase activity. The record is from RefSeq and is a predicted model, not a curated record. The transcript is spliced from 5 exons. Gene Ontology annotation, cellular component: cytoplasm; Golgi apparatus.
GUCAGCAAGUGAUCUGAAGCGGACUGCAUCCGUGGACAGUUAAAGGGGUGUGCGCCCCGGUUACUGGGAUACAAGUGGUGGUUAUUAAAUUUGACAAUAAACUUUAAUUUAUACUAUAUGAAUUGGAAAUAAUACGUGAUCGAUAUGGGAGGAUUACUCAGUUAUUUUCGUAAUUUGCUUGGCAGCCGGGAAAUGCGAAUUUUAAUUCUAGGCUUGGACGGAGCCGGGAAAACUACGAUUCUGUACAGGUUGCAGGUUGGUGAGGUGGUUACAACAAUACCUACUAUAGGAUUUAACGUAGAACAGGUUACAUAUAAAAAUUUAAAAUUUCAAGUGUGGGACCUGGGAGGUCAAACUAGUAUAAGACCAUAUUGGAGGUGUUAUUAUUCAAACACAGAUGCAAUAAUCUAUGUUGUGGAUUCAGCAGACAAGGAUAGGAUAGGCAUAUCAAAAGAUGAACUAAUUUAUAUGUUGAGAGAAGAAGAAUUACAAGGUGCCAUUUUGGUGGUCUUGGCAAAUAAGCAAGAUAUGGCAGGGUGUUUAAGUGUUGCAGAGGUGCAUCAGGCACUGGGAUUAGAUGCUCUUAAAAAUAGAACGUUCCAAAUCUUUAAAACAUCUGCAACAAAAGGUGAAGGGCUAGACCAAGCAAUGGACUGGUUGUCAAAUGCGCUGCAAAGUAGAAAAUGAUUAACAUUAUUAAAAACUUUUUUUACCCAAGCCUUACUAAGACUAGUCAUAUGACUGUCACUUUGAACCACCCAUGCAGAGCUGGGCACAUCAUUCUGUUUAUUUAUUAUAAUUAUGUUUUAAAUAGCUUUACGAAU